UUUUGCUGAUUGUUACUUCAGCCGCGAAGGAACGCGAGAAGGCGGAGAAAGCGGCGCAGAAGAAGGCAGCGCAAACGCCUUCUUCGUCAGGCUAUACCACGCCAGUUUCUCAGGCCAUGUCUCCUGUGAAUACGCCGGGCGGUAGGGCCUCAAAGAAGUCUGGUACGGGUGCGAAGAAGUCGGGAGUGAUGACUCCUCGCGGUACGGGAGAAGAGGCACCAGCCGAUGAGCCCCCUCCGAAAAUAGCACUGGAGCGUGGCAAGCUGUUGCAGGAAGUUCGCAAAGUCCUUGAAGGGCAAGGAGCGGGUGACAAGAAGGCUGUUAGCUUGGUCGUGAUUGGACAUGUCGAUGCUGGAAAGUCGACGCUUAUGGGUCGUCUGCUCUAUGAUCUGGGGAGAGUUGACGAAAAGACCCGCAUUGCUAACGAGAGAGGCAGCAGUAAAGCGGGAAAGAGUAGCUUCAGCUGGGCAUGGGAAUUAGAUGGGACCAUCGAAGAACGGGAGAGAGGAAUCACGAUGGAUAUUGCGUUGCAAUCUUUGUCGACCUCUCAUCGACAAGUCACCAUUCUUGAUGCGCCUGGACACAAGGAUUUUAUCCCGAACAUGAUAUCUGGAGCUGCGCAAGCCGAUUGCGCGCUGCUUGUAGUCGAUGCCAACACUGGGGAGUUUGAGGCAGGUUUCGACCGUGGCGGUCAGACUCGUGAACAUGUACUACUGGUUCGGAGCCUCGGUGUAUCGCAGGUGAUUGUGGCUGUCAAUAAAUUGGAUCAGAUUAAUUGGGAUCAGAGUCGGUUUGAAGAAAUAUGUGGGUUGUUACGGGCCUUCCUCGUUCAGUCUGGGUUUCCCUCGUCGAAAACGAGUUUUGUUCCAGUAAGCGCCAUGCAAGGCGUCAACCUCGUCGACCGCACCGAUCCCGAUGCUUCGGCACUGUCUAAAUGGUACAAAGGUCCUACGCUGGUUGACUUGCUCGAUAAAUUGGAGCCACCAACUCGCGAAAUCGCCUCCCCACUGAGGUUGCCGAUCUCUAACGUCUUCAAGGGACAAAGUUCCGGGACGGGCGUAACCGGUCGUAUAUGCGGUGGCGUUGUGCAAGUCGGAGAACGUCUUCGAGUACUCCCGGGAGACGAAUCUGCAAUCGUAAGACUUAUCGACGUCGAGGAACAGAGUGUGCCUUGGGCAGCAGCGGGAACUAAUGCGACACUGUACCUGACUUCCAUUGAUCCCAUCCAUCUGAACAUCGGAAGUGUUCUGUGCCCGCCAUCGGACAUUGUCCCAUUAGCCACAGUCUUUACAGCUCGAAUCAUAGUAUUCGAUGUCCAGCUCCCAAUCAUCACCGGUGCAUCAAUCGAGCUCUUCCAUCACUCACGAGACGUACCUGCCACGAUAUCAAAGUUGAUAGCUACCUUGGACAGAGCUUCUGGGGUAGUGACGAAGAAGAAUCCUCGGGUGCUGACCAAGGGUACCUCCGCUGAGGUGGAGAUUAGCCUGCGUGCUGGGACUCUAUCGGGUCCUGCACUCAGCGCUCGCCCUAUUCCAUUGGAGCCAUUCUCGGUGAACAAAGACAUGGGGAGAAUUCUCGUUCGACGGGGAGGCGAGACGAUUAGCGCAGGUAUUAUUCUGGACAUCAUCUCAUGAAAUCAAGACAACAUCGCAAUAGAAACGCAUAUAUAGUGCCAACACUUAUGUACAACAGUCAAAUGAAUCCACAAUUAGAGUAAAAGAAUCCAACUAAGAGGUAUC
Molecule: messenger RNA, 1739 nt
Organism: Suillus paluster
Lineage: Eukaryota; Fungi; Basidiomycota; Agaricomycetes; Boletales; Suillaceae
Product: EF Tu GTP binding domain-containing protein
Exons: 10
Coding region: 117-1634 (505 amino acids)
Biological process (GO): translation
Molecular function (GO): GTP binding; GTPase activity
Source: RefSeq, a predicted model, not a curated record